Molecule: messenger RNA, 666 nt
Organism: Lolium perenne
Lineage: Eukaryota; Viridiplantae; Streptophyta; Magnoliopsida; Poales; Poaceae
Source: RefSeq, a predicted model, not a curated record
AUGGACCGAAUUCUUCUGAACCGAUGCAAGGCAGGGGACACCAGCCUACCAAACGCGCCCAUUGCCUCCAGCAGCACUUGCGCGUGUUCUAUUUCAUCAAGAAUAUUUCCAAAAAUAUGCAAAAAAAUUCUCUUCUUCCUCCUCUCUUUCUUCCACCUCGUGCCUCAGCUCCUGCCCCGCCCCUGCCCCGGCCGCCCCAGCUCCGGCCGCCCCCCGCCCACCACGGCCGCGCACACUGCGCCCCGCCGCCGCCUCGCCUUCGCCCCCGCCGCCGGCCCCGCCCGCCAUGGCCGCCCGCUCCCGCUCCGCCUCGGCCGCCCCCCGCCCGCCACGGCAACCAGCGCGCAAGCCACGGCCGGCUGCGCCCGCACCGGCUGCGCCGCUCCCGCCCCGGCCGCGCGCCGCCACGGCCGGCCGCGCCGGCACCAGCUGCGCCGCGCCCGCCCCGGCUACCCCCGCCCGCCACGGCCGCGCGCGAGCCACGGCCGGCCACGCCCGCACCGGCUGUGCCCGCUCCGCCACGGCCGCCGCCGGCCCUGGCCGCGCCCGCUCCGGCUGCCCCCCACGCUGGCCGCGCCCGCUCCCGCUCCGGAUGCCCGCCAUGGCCGCGCCCGCUCCAGUGGGCAGAAGCAGUUGCUAGCUGAAAUUUCAGCCCGCCAAGGGUGA